Molecule: messenger RNA, 1474 nt
Organism: Salvia splendens (bonfire salvia)
Lineage: Eukaryota; Viridiplantae; Streptophyta; Magnoliopsida; Lamiales; Lamiaceae
Product: aquaporin NIP1-1
Exons: 5
Coding region: 238-1065 (275 amino acids)
Biological process (GO): transmembrane transport
Cellular component (GO): membrane
Molecular function (GO): channel activity
Source: RefSeq, a predicted model, not a curated record
UAGAAGUGUGCCCCAAUCCUAAUAUGGUUUUUAGCAAUUCUCCCAAAUAAAAAUGUAGAAGAGAAAAAGAAAUAGAGCUAUAUCCAUUGAGCCUUCAACAAAAUUCCAUGUCCCCACCCUCACCAGUGCUAGCAUAAAUAGUGCUUCUUCUCUUAGAAUAUCCUCACACCAAAUAGUUGGAAGCAGUAUCUCAUGAUCAUCAGCGCCGCUACAUACUGUGGUAUAAAUUAAAGAGAUAUGGAUGAGAUAUCAAAUGGUAACGGAGUGGUUGUGCUCAUAAAAGACGGCGAUUUCAAUCAAGAUUCCGACGCUGCCGUGGCUACCGGAUGCUGCUCUCUCACUGUCCCCUUUAUACAAAAGAUAAUAGCGGAGACGCUGGGGACAUAUUUCUUGAUAUUCGCCGGCUGUGGCGCUGUGGCGGUUAACGCCGACAAACAGAAGGUGGUGACGCUCCCCGGUAUAGCCAUAGUGUGGGGGCUGGUGGUCAUGGUCAUGGUUUACUCUGUCGGCCACAUCUCCGGCGGCCACUUCAACCCCGCCGUCACCAUUGCCUUCGCUUCCUGCAAGAGGUUCUCUUGGAAACAGGUACCUGCCUAUGUAGCCGCUCAAAUGGUUGGAGCAACCCUGGGCGCCGGAACCCUACGACUAUUGUUCAGCGGGCCGCACGAUCACUUCACCGGAACCCUGCCUACUGGCACUGACGCACAGUCGUUGGUUGUAGAAUUUAUAAUCACAUUCUACCUCAUGUUCGUCAUUUCCGGCGUCGCCACUGACAAUAGAGCUAUUGGUGAACUUGCUGGGUUGGCUAUUGGAUCAGUUAUAUUGCUGAAUGUGAUGAUUGCUGGGCCGAUAUCGGGAGCGUCUAUGAAUCCAGCAAGGAGUUUAGGGCCAUCAAUAGUGUCGAACAAUUUCAGAGGCAUAUGGAUCUAUUUGGUUGGGCCAAUAGGUGGUGCGAUUGCUGGAGCAUGGGUCUACAAUCUUGUUAGAUUCACUAAUAAACCUCUUCGUGAAAUAACUAAAACUGCUUCCUUUUUGAAGAGUUCAACUCGGAACAAUUCAAACUAAACUACUAUCCCCUGCCCCACUCUUUAUUGUGAUGCAUACAUCCUUGUUAUGAUGAAAAUAAGACACAGGUUGUUGAUUGGUCUGAAUUAUAUAUAGUACGUACAAUACGCCUAUUGAUAUAUAUAUCGGAAAAUGUUCAGAAAGUGAUAAACUAUUUAUGAGAAUCAAUUUUAUCACCUGGAUAGUGGAUGAUCAAGAAUCCAGCAAGGGGCAAUAUUUAGUAGUGCAGAUUAUAAUAUUUUCACUUCGAAUGAAUUCAUAUGUCUCACAGCAUUAAGGAUGUAGUUUGAUUAUAUUGAUAAUGUAUUGUAAGUAGAGAAAAUAGCUAGUGUGUGAUAUAAUAGAAAACCCAUAGAUAUGUAAUUGUAUAAAUUUAUAAUAGUGCAUUAUUUUGUUCAUAUUUUUGUAA